GUGACUCAGACCCACGGGCCACCCAGCGUGGUGCGGGACGAGCGGCGCGGGCCCCUCUCCCAGGCCCGGACGUUGGAGGGGUGUCACAUCCGGCGGGAGGGGGCGGGCCUGCGGGCCCCGGAAGUGUGGGCGCGGGCCGUGGUUUAACCCGCGGCGGCGGUGGCGGCAGCGGUGGCGGCGGCCGGGCAGGUUUCUCGUGUGGAGAAUGAGGAGAGCCGAAGGCUGCGCAGCCGCGAGGGCCCGGUGUGAGGAUCCCACGAGCUGCUGUGGACAGAGCGCCUAGGACACUGCUCGGUACGUUGGAAGAUGGAGACUCUGAAAGACAAGACGUUGGAGGAGCUGGAGGAGAUGCAGAAUGACCCGGAGGCCAUUAACCGGCUGGCCCAGGAGGCCCCCGAGGUCCAGGACCUGCAGCUGGAACGGGAGAUGGCACUGGCCACCAACCGGAGCCUGGCGGAGCAGAACCUGGAGUUCCAAGGCCCCCUGGAGAUCAGCCGUUCAAACCUCUCAGACAAGUACCAGGAGCUCCGGAAGCUCGUGGAGCGGUGCCAGGAGCAGAAGGCGAAGCUUGAGAAAUUUUCUUCAGCACUGCAGCCAGAGACCUUGUUAGACCUUCUGCAGAUCGAAGGCAUGAAGAUCGAAGAAGAGUCUGAGGCCAUGGCCGAGAAGUUCCUGGAGGGCGAGGUGCCCUUGGAAACAUUUCUGGAGAACUUUUCCUCCAUGAGGAUGCUGUCCCAUCUGCGAAGGGUGCGCGUGGAGAAGCUCCAGGAUGUGAUGAGGAAGCCCAGAGUUUCCCAGGAGCCGGCCGGUGACGCCCCUCCUCCACGCCCGCCGCCCCCGCCUCGGCCGGCUGCGCAGGCGACACCCCCUGUGGCCGAAGAGCCGCCCCCGCCCCCAUCAGUAGUGCCUCCUUACCCUUUGCCCUAUAGCCCGUCUCCUGGCAUACCCAUGGGCCCCACCGCCCAGGGCGCACUCCAGCCGGCCCCCUUCCCCGUGGUGUCCCAGCCCUCCUUUCCCUACAGGGGGCCCUUGGGCCCCCUGUACCCGUCAGCCCACCCGGGACCCCAGGGUGCUGCGGGCUACUCCUGGUCCCCACAGAGGAGCACACCCUCCCGGCCAGGCUAUCCCGUGGCCCCGACUACUGCCUCUGGCCCCGGGUACCCCUUGGCAGGGAGCCGGGCCCCCAGUCCUGGUUAUCCUCAACAGGCCCCCUACCUCUCGCCAGGACGAAGACCUCCCUACCCAACGCAGUCCCCGCUCCCGAGCUUCCCAGGUCAGCCCCAGCCCUCAGGCCCCCCUCAGCCGCCCUACCCCCCUGGGCCUGCCCCUCCCUAUGGGUUUCCACCACCUCAGGGUCCUGCCUGGCCUGGGUAUUAGACACCGUCCUGGCCCUCGGCCCUUCUCUACUCCCACCUGUGCCACAGCCCUUGGCCCGCCUACCACUGAGAUUCGAGGUUACAUUGGAAGUGGACUUGGGUCAGCACACGGGGGCCCUGGGGGGGCCUGGUUGGGAGCGUGCAGGCCUGGAGAGCACCAGGCAGUGUGACUGGCUUGGCCGCGUGGCUGGUCACAGCACUUGCUGGCUUCCUGGGGGGAAGGGAGUGCCUCCUUUCGGUGACUGGCUUCAGCUUUCCUGGUGCUAGCCAGGCGGGGAGUUUGGUCCCUCUUCGUGGGUGUCCAUGUGAGUGAGCAGGCGCGCGUUUGUGGACAUCUGCUUGGGCCUGCGCUCCCGGACACUGGAACCAAAUGCAAUGAUCUCAGUGACGAGGGGGCCGGUCUCCAGCCCCUGCUCACCCCCCUCCCUCCCUCCUGGGAUUUGGCGCAUUCAACCUGGUGCUCGUGGCCAGGGAUGCAGCUCUGUGUCUGUCCGGUCCUUUCAAGGAUGGCCUGCCCCACGUACCAUGGCUGGAGUUGGAUCAGGGGGAGGGCGCAGUUAGGAAGAACUCUUGCUGAUUUUUAAGUCCCACAAAAAGCCAUAAUUGAACUCUGAUAGGCCGGUGUCAGAGAAGUGUGUUCUGUGAGCUGGUUUGAACGGCGGCAGCUGGAGCAGCGAGAAAGCUGGGGAUUGUGAAGGUGGACCCCAGACCUUGCUCACACUGGUUGGAGAAUCCGGGAGUCGCCUUGGCUGAAGGAGAGGGAGCAGCUCUGGCCCGGGAGAUAGCGCUCAACACCGGACUCAUUUAGGAGUGGGGGGCCGGGUCACCUCCCCCAGCCGCCCUCUCUUCUCUGGGGCCCUCCAUUUCCGGUUGACUUCUGGGGUUCCCCACCCCCCAUCCAUCCACUCCUCUAGUGCCUUGAAUCUCAUCCACAGCAGCCCGCCCCCCCACUUCGUCUCUGUCCUCUGGCUCUCUGGUGUUACGACCCCCGCCCCAGCACCCCUCCUCAGACAGAGGACGCCCGAACAGUGACUUCCCACCUGGUGCUUCGCAGACACCAUCGCUCUGUCGGACGGAGUCCAUUUCUGUGCUUCUCUCUCGUCUUCAGAAUGUACAGGGCAGGGAUGUGACUCCGUGCCCCACACAGCCCCCGGCACACUGGGGGUUUGACGCGUGUUCAGUAAUAACAAAGGCAGUAGACCAAAGGGGUGUGAUGAACGAAGCAUUAACUUGAUUGUUCCGGAUAUGAACCAGGUCUCAAGGGCAGACUCUGGAGCUGCUAUCUGCUAGGAAGUCAUAUGUGCCUUGCUAUGUCCACUACUUGAGUACCCAGUAUCUGGUGGGCCCGGGGUGCUGGGGGCCCACGAGGAAACUCGACCUUCUGGUGCCUGCCCCCCUCCCUGGCCUGCGUGCCAUCAGUGGGUAUUCCCCAGGAGAUGCUCCGUUUGCGCGUCGGUUGCUUGCCAAUUGUGCUUGCUUCUCCUAAGUUAUUUAUGAAGAGAAAUCACUAAUGGACUCUACUGGUUCGAGAGCUUCUGAACUGGGUGAACGAUCGCUGGUAUGUUUGUAUAAUUAAUUGCCAUAAUAAACUUUGAGGAGUUACA
Messenger RNA from Mirounga angustirostris (Northern elephant seal), 2980 nucleotides. It is a transcript of the gene VPS37C, whose product is annotated as VPS37C subunit of ESCRT-I. Lineage: Eukaryota; Metazoa; Chordata; Mammalia; Carnivora; Phocidae. The record is from RefSeq and is a predicted model, not a curated record. The transcript has 6 exons. Bases 307 to 1377 code for a protein of 356 amino acids. Gene Ontology annotation, cellular component: ESCRT I complex. Gene Ontology annotation, biological process: protein targeting to vacuole; ubiquitin-dependent protein catabolic process via the multivesicular body sorting pathway; protein targeting to membrane.